This is a messenger RNA of Symbiodinium sp. CCMP2592, 1632 nucleotides long. NCBI's taxonomy places the organism in Eukaryota, Dinophyceae, Suessiales, Symbiodiniaceae. The record is from the annotation of a GenBank genome assembly.
AUGGCUGCGGCCAUUGCCGCUGCCCUGCAGCAAAGCGUGUCGCGCAUCACCGCACUGUCCGAUAGCCGCCUCAAGGAGGAUGGACCUGAAGCUUUCGAAGCCUUCCGUCGAGCUGUAACGCAGGCUGCGCGCGGGAGGGAGGCACCACCAAAGCAGCUGCUGGGUGGCUUAGAUGACAAGGAAGCAGUGCUGCGCUUCCUCGUGAGCUUUCAUGAGGUGAAGAGGACCCAUCGCAGGCAGAUCGUCGCUGUGAUGACAGUCCUGAUGCACGAAAAGCCUUGGCACCGCGCGCUCUGCCAAGCUGAAGGCCUUCGCACGCGACUUCCGGAAGACCUCGAAGCUUGCGUGGCAGAGGUCCCGGAAGAUGAGCAGAGUGCGGAGGAAGCCGACGAGGAGCAGUCGGAGGAGCCUGGCCUCAGCGAGGAAGCCCCAAAAGCUCGUCGCUCGUCCAGGGUGGUCCGUUCCGUGGGGUCGCUGGCCGAAGCAACGGCCAAGCUUCAGCAACUAGGCUUCUGUGCCGUGGACACGGAUGCUGCAAUCGAUGCCUUCGGAGUGCUGAACCGAUCGGUACUCUGGGUUGUGCAGAGUCCCGAGACAGAGGAUGAUGAGGUGCUUUCGGGCUUGGAGGAGAAGGAGAAAGUCCUCGAGUUUCUGGCAGACUUCCACGACCGGAAACCGAAGCACCGGGCACGCGUGACUGGCCUCUGCGUUCGGCUGAUGGAGUACGAGACUUGGCGAGAGGCUGUGCUGGCAACAAGCCCCUCCGUCGCGGCGACCAUCAGUGGAAUGACAGGGCUGCUUGUGACGACACCCGAGGCGGUUGCGGUGAAUCUCGCCACGGCCGCCGAAGUCGCAGCUUCACGUGGCGCUCUCGGUGCCGUUUACAUUCGGAUUGUCCGCGCGAAAAAGCUGCCGACCACGAGUGCCCAGCAUCCGACCCCGUUUGUGAGGGUCACCGUCGGUGAUCGGGCGCAGCGCACGGAGAGCUGCGACGAGGCGCUCAACCCUCGAUGGGAAGCAUCUCCCUUCGUCUUCGAGGUCUCCUCCAAGAAGAUGGACCUGCUCCUCGAAGUUCAAAGCAGCGAUGUCACCGGGGAUGAGACCUUCGGCACUGUCCGGAUACCGAUCUCCGAGGUCGCCGUAGGUGCUCCGAAACUGUCUUCAGCGGCCUUGAGCCCAGGGGGUGGGGAGUUGGAGUACGAGGCCCUCUUCCAGCCCGUCGAAGAUGUGGCUUCAGCCUCGCCAACGCAUCCGAUCCCGGGCGACGGGGGCUACAAGCGCAGCACUCUUGGCACGCAGUCCGUUGUGGCUGGGCUCACUGCAGCUAUCUGGGACAUGGACAAAGCCCAUGUCGAAGAUGCCUCCAGCUGGAUUGUGUCUAGGGCCGGCGAGGGUUCCUUCCUGGUGCAGGCGAAGAAAGGUUUGGUCUGUCCCGCAGGCCAUCCCAUAGACAAGCGUAAAGAAGGAAUGUCUUGGCGCCAGAGUCUCCUCCACGGUGACACGAAAGACUGUGACUUCUGCCAUCGUGAGAUUCAGCGCACGGAGACCCGAUGGCGGUGCUUCCAUCACUGUGACUUCAACGUCUGUGAGUCUUGUUACGCAGCCAACAAAAGCUCGGCUACCGAGAAUUGA